AUGUCAAACCUGCAAACCCCUAUUCUUGACCACAUUGUCAUCCUUGUCUCCCAUGAAACCCUCCUCGGGAUCUCCAAGCAGGUCGACGGUCAAUUCACCCUCGCACCCGGUGGAAAUCACGCCGAUGGGCUUACCGCCAAUAAAUUGAUACUCCUUCCGGACGGCGUGUACCUUGAGUUCAUCGCCUUCUUCGACAACAUUGACCCGGAGAAACGCCGCGCACAUCGUUGGGGAAACGAGAAGGAAAACACCAUCAUUGACUGGGCCUUUACUUUACGGUCGGAGGAAGACUUCGGUGCCGUCCAGCAGCGGUUCAAAAGUGCAGAAACCGAAGCCUCCUACACUGAUCCUAUCGCCGGGGGUCGUACCAAGCCAGAUGGAACAGUGUUGAAGUGGGCUGUCUGCGUGCCUCGGAAUGCCCAAGGCAAGGUUAUCCCGGGAUCUUUGCCUUUCUGGUGUUUGGAUAGAACCCCCCGCGCCAAUCGUGUUCCCUAUGAGGUUGAGCCACACCUCACUCAACACCCCAAUGGUGUGCAGGGUAUCUCCUCUGUGUCAGUGCAUGUCCCGAAUGGGAAGGUGUCGAGUUUCAAGGGGGCAUAUGAUGCGAUAUUUGGCGGGGCUUGGAAUUAUCAAGUUCCUUCUGGGUCGACUGCUGGCGCACGGAGUGUUUCUCUGUCGGGAGGAGAAACCUCUGUUCGGCUGGUUUUCAGUGGACUAAAGCAAGGAAAUGUCGAGCUCCUGCCUGGUCUUGUUGUUGAAAUUGAGAGACAGUAA
Penicillium salamii is the source of this 774-nucleotide messenger RNA. The record is from the annotation of a GenBank genome assembly. Lineage: Eukaryota; Fungi; Ascomycota; Eurotiomycetes; Eurotiales; Aspergillaceae.